AUACUCAAACGUGAUUGGCCACAUUCCCGAUUGCGUGUACGAACGCGGAAGUGAGUCGUCUCUGUGAUGUGAUGUGAACAAGAUGAUCGGAGAUCUGUUGAUAUUCGGGACCUUACUGGUGAAUGCAGGAGCUGUGCUGAACUUCAAGCUUAAAAGGAAGGAGUCCCAAGGAUUUGGAGAUGAGUCCAGAUCACCGACAACAGGGGACAACAUCAGAGAAUUUCUGCUCAGCCUGCGAUACUUUCGGAUCUUCAUCGCCCUGUGGAACAUCUUCAUGAUGUUCUGCAUGAUCCUAUUGUUUGGAUCGUGAUCAACGUUUGUGGCGACUGGACUUCCACCAGGAUGCUCACUUUACAAUAUGGAUGCUAAUAACCUUCUCCUUAAUGGGACUUUGCUGUUCUUUCGGUGCUUUUAACUGUAAUUAUGUUCCAUUUUCUUUACGACCCCAAAAACCGAAAAUAUAUAUAAAUACGUCUGGCUGGAAUUUAUGAAUCGCUGUAUUUAUUUAGUCAUGUUACAUUUCUACCCUUUUAGUUUAACCUGUAACUGCCCCACAACCCCUGCCUUUCCUGGAUGUGUGUUGUCUUGUGCCCCUUAGCUAUUUCCUCCAGCAUGUCAGUUUGUUCAUUAAAGAAGCAACAGGUUUGAAAACGAUGGCCAGCCGUCUCUAACAGGAUAGAAAAUGUUUCUCUGUGGCUUAUUACCUGCGUGUCAUCAUCUGCUCUGCCCUCUAAAACCUCACAUAUCAUCUUGCUUACAUUUCCUUUUAUCCCUUUUACUUGCACAGCCGUCACAGCUCAGCUGUAUUCAACAGACAACUCAAGGUGGUUGCGGUCAUUUAAGGAACUCUCCAUCUCCUCUGUUGGUGAUAAACGGCACAAACAUCUGCAGAUUUACUCAUCAGAUGUUCGGCUCUACGUGUGUCGGUACAGAAUAUUAAAACAAUGUCAUUUUUCCUGCUGUGGGGCCACAUGUGCUGUUAGUAUAUGUAUAUGCACUAUAUUGUAAAUGUGUCCUUAUUCUUAACAAUAAAAAUACAUUUUUCUUA
Molecule: messenger RNA, 1048 nt
Organism: Dicentrarchus labrax (European seabass)
Lineage: Eukaryota; Metazoa; Chordata; Actinopteri; Moronidae
Gene: smim7
Product: small integral membrane protein 7
Exons: 5
Coding region: 83-310 (75 amino acids)
Source: RefSeq, a predicted model, not a curated record